AGCGGGGGCGGGGCGGGGCGGGUGGCCGGGCGCCGGACAGCUGCCGCCGGUCAUGUGUCCAUCGAGGCCGCGGCUGCAGGGGCGGCGCGGAAGGGACGGAGAUGGUGAGAUGUCGCCAACGUUUGCCGCCGGCUGCCACAUGUUACAACCUGCACAGGGUUAGAGCCCGCGGCCGGAGGGCCCGCUGCACCGAUGCAAACCCGGCGGAGCAGCAGCCGCCCGCCGGCGGCUCGCUGGCGUCCACCGGCGCCGCCUCCUGCAGGCAGGCACGCUUCAGGUUGCACUUCCCCCAGCUGGCUUUGCGGCGCAGGUUAGGCCAGCUGAGCUGUAUGUCCAAGCCCGCACUCAAGCUCCGUACCUGGCCUCUGUCUUUUCUCUAUUUCUUCCUGCCAUUUAGUGUCCUUAAGCCUCUUGCAAAGGUAGGAUGGCGGCCAACAAGCAGGGUUGGUUUGUAUAAAACAAUUCCCACCCGGUUGCUGUCUCGUGCGUGGGGCCGGCUCAAUCAGGUGGAGUUACCCACCUGGAUGCGGAAGCCAGUCUAUAAUCUGUACAUAUGGACAUUUGGGGUCAAUAUGAAGGAAGCAGCGGUUGAAGAUUUGCAGCACUAUCGAAACCUCAGUGAAUUCUUCCGCAGAAAGCUAAAGCCGCAGGCACGUCCUGUUUGUGACUCUCACUGUGUGAUCAGCCCUUCUGAUGGGAAAAUCCUGCACUUUGGGAGGGUGAAGAACUGUGAAGUGGAGCAAGUGAAGGGUGUGACUUACUCACUGGAGACUUUCCUGGGCCCUCAGACCUGGUCAGAGAACCUGGAGAUUAGCAACAAUAACACAGAGACAACGUUCCAGGAACACCUAGUGACGAAGGAAGGCAAUGAUCUCUAUCACUGUGUCAUCUACCUGGCCCCUGGAGAUUAUCACUGUUUUCAUUCACCAACUGAUUGGCGAGUCUCUCACAGGCGGCAUUUCCCAGGCUCCCUUAUGUCGGUUAAUCCUGGAGUAGCUCGUUGGAUUAAGGAGCUUUUCUGCCACAAUGAGCGGGUUGUCCUGGCUGGAGAUUGGACUCACGGCUUCUUUUCACUCACUGCAGUCGGUGCCACAAAUGUUGGAUCUAUUCGCAUUUACUUUGACAACGAUCUGCACACCAACAGCCCUCGCUACAUGAAGGGCUCCUACAAUGACUUCAGUUUUGUCACAAACAACAACAAAGAAGGGGUUACCAUGAGGAAAGGAGAGCAUCUGGGCGAGUUCAAUUUGGGUUCCACCAUUGUUCUCAUCUUUGAGGCACCAAAAGACUUCACCUUUAAUCUUAAACCUGGACAGAAGAUCAGGUUUGGAGAGGCUCUCGGGUCCAUCUAAUAGCAUUACCAUCAAAACACAUCUCAAAUCGGAAUGGAGUAAUGAGGAGUGAGUUCGGACUAGGAAACAUGAGAAAUGGCCGUACUGAAAUAUGGUUUAAGUUCUGGCUGCUCCUCCUUUCAUCAUUACUGCAGAAGCAUCUCCCACAGCCUCCAUCUAAGGGAGCAGCUGCACCAUGACUGGUGCAAUGGUCUCCCUUGAAACAUGUACUGACCCUACCCAGUUACCCCUUUAAAUAGGAAGCUGAUGGGAGGAUAGGGUUUUGAGCAUGUGCAGUGCCAUACUUUCUGUGCAAAGGAGGAACCUGGCAGGUCACCAGGAACAAAAGAACUUUGAAAGAUGGACUGAGAUUUUAGGGCCCAAGUCUAAAGGGGCACGGCAAGGGAUCCCGUGAAACGUUGCAGGAGUUGGUGACGCAAGAAUGUUUGCUGAAUAGCUCCAUGCAAGUGGGUCAUUCUAAGUUCAUGCAGUAUUUUUAUAUCCUUAAAAAUAAAUCUCAUCAAAUUACAUUUCAGAGAAAAUAAAAAUGACUGUACCAAAA
Pristis pectinata (smalltooth sawfish) is the source of this 1893-nucleotide messenger RNA. It is a transcript of the gene pisd, whose product is annotated as phosphatidylserine decarboxylase. NCBI's taxonomy places the organism in Eukaryota, Metazoa, Chordata, Chondrichthyes, Rhinopristiformes, Pristidae. The record is from RefSeq and is a predicted model, not a curated record. The transcript has 7 exons. Bases 102 to 1352 code for a protein of 416 amino acids. Gene Ontology annotation, molecular function: phosphatidylserine decarboxylase activity. Gene Ontology annotation, biological process: phosphatidylethanolamine biosynthetic process. Gene Ontology annotation, cellular component: mitochondrion.